Molecule: messenger RNA, 930 nt
Organism: Fusarium graminearum PH-1
Lineage: Eukaryota; Fungi; Ascomycota; Sordariomycetes; Hypocreales; Nectriaceae
Exons: 1
Coding region: 1-930 (309 amino acids)
Source: RefSeq, a predicted model, not a curated record
AUGGGAACAGUUUCACGUACACAGCAAACCCUCCACUUAUCAGAUGGUCGACAACUAGGCUUUGCAGAAUAUGGAAGUCCAACUGGAAAACCCGUGUUUUACUUCCAUGGCUUUCCAUCAUCAAGGCUCGAGGCACAGCCAAUUGAUGACAUAGCUCAACGAUGUGGUGUCCGUCUCAUUGCCCUCGACAGGCCUGGUUUUGGGCUAUCAUCACCCAACCCUGACUAUCGCAUCAUCGACUGGCCUCAAGACGUGGUAGAACUUGCCAAAGCAAAAGAUAUCACCGAGUUCUCCGUCUUUGGACUAUCCGGAGGUGGUCCCUUUGCUUUGGCGUGUGCUUUUGCCCUUCCCAAGCGUACACUCACCAGUGUUGGACUAUUCGCUAGUGCACCACCUUGGGAAGCCGGUGUUCAGCAUGUCGAUUAUUCCCGUCGUAUCCUCAGAUUCUGUGCGAUAAAUUGUCCGAAAUUACUCAUGGGAGCGCUGGAUGCUCUGAAUCAUGUUGUUCGGUGGCUUGUCUUGUCAAAGCCUGCAAUGACAAGAAUCGGGAAAUGGCUCGACGCCCAAGACGCAAAGGAGAAACCUGGAAUCGAGAUCACAAAGUCGCACACUGAAAGAGUUGAGGAUCUCGUCAACAUGCUUCUCGACGAGCCCUUUCGUCAAGGCGCUGUUGGGGCAGUACACGACGCCAAACUACUGACUUCUCAAGACUGGGGGUUCAAACUCGAGGAUGUUGACUAUGACAGAGUUCAGAUCUGGCAUGGAGUAAAAGAUACGAAUGCACCUAUUGCUAUGAUCAGGUACAUGGCUGAGCAUAUACCGAAUAGUGAGCUGAACGAGUUUGAGGAGGAUACGCAUUACACCAUGUACAAACACAUCGAGCCAGCUCUGCGGAGCCUGGUAAAGACCGAGGAGAAGAAUGAGAAAUAG